AUGCUGCGCCUGGGGCUGUGCGCCGCCGCGCUGCUGUGCGUGUGCCGGCCGGGCGCCGUGCGCGCCGACUGCUGGCUCAUCGAGGGCGACAAGGGGUACGUGUGGCUGGCCAUCUGCAGCCAGAACCAGCCGCCCUACGAGACCAUCCCGCAGCACAUCAACAGCACCGUGCACGACCUGCGGCUCAACGAGAACAAGCUCAAGGCCGUGCUCUACUCGUCGCUGAACCGCUUCGGCAACCUCACCGACCUCAACCUCACCAAGAACGAGAUCUCCUACAUCGAGGACGGCGCCUUCCUGGGCCAGUCGAGCCUGCAGGUGCUGCAGCUCGGCUACAACAAGCUCAGCAACCUGACCGAGGGCAUGCUGCGCGGCAUGGGCCGCUUGCAGUUCCUGUUCGUGCAGCACAACCUCAUCGAGGUGGUGACGCCCGCCGCCUUCUCCGAGUGCCCGAGCCUCAUCAGCAUCGACCUGUCCUCCAACCGCCUCAGCCGCCUGGACGGCGCCACCUUCGCCAGCCUGGCCAGCCUCAUGGUGUGCGAGCUGGCCGGCAACCCCUUCAACUGCGAGUGCGACCUCUUCGGCUUCCUCGCCUGGCUGGUGGUCUUCAACAACGUCACCAAGAACUACGACCGCCUGCAGUGCGAGUCGCCGCGCGAGUUCGCCGGCUACCCGCUGCUGGUGCCCCGGCCCUACCACAGCCUCAACGCCAUCACCGUGCUCCAGGCCAAGUGCCGCAACGGCUCGCUGCCCGCCCGGCCGGCGAGCCACCCCACGCCCUACUCCACCGACGCCCAGCGGGAGCCGGACGAGAACUCGGGCUUCAACCCCGACGAGAUCCUGUCGGUGGAGCCGCCGGCCUCGUCCACCACGGAUGCGUCUGCGGGGCCGGCCAUCAAGCUGCACCACGUGGCCUUCACCUCGGCCACGCUGGUGGUCACCAUCCCGCACCCCUACAGCAAGAUGUACGUCCUGGUCCAGUACAACAACAGCUACUUCUCCGACGUCAUGACGCUCAAGAACAAGAAGGAGAUCGUGACGCUCGACAAGCUGCGCGCGCACACCGAGUACACGUUCUGCGUGACCUCGCUGCGCAACAGCCGCCGCUUCAACCACACCUGCCUGACCUUCGCCACGCGGGACCCCGUCCCCGGCGACCUGGCGCCCAGCACCUCCACCACCACCCACUACAUCAUGACCAUCCUGGGCUGCCUCUUCGGCAUGGUCAUCGUGCUGGGCGCCGUCUACUACUGCCUGCGCAAACGGCGCAUGCAGGAGGAGAAGCAGAAGUCCGUCAAGGUCAAGAAGACCAUCCUGGAGAUGCGCUACGGGGCCGACGUGGAUGCCGGCUCCGUGGUCCACGCCGCCCAGAAGCUGGGCGAGCCCCCCGUGCUGCCCGUGCCCUGCAUGCCUUCCAUCCCCUCCGUGAUCGGGGAGAAGCUUCCCGCCCCCAAGGGGCUGGAGGCCGGGCUGGACACGCCCAAGGUGGCCACCAAGGGCAACUACAUCGAGGUGCGCACCGGCGCGGGCGGGGACGGCCUGGCCCGGCCCGAGGAUGACCUCCCGGACCUGGAGAACGGCCAGGGCUCGGCCGCCGAGAUCUCCACCAUCGCCAAGGAGGUGGACAAGGUCAACCAGAUCAUUAACAACUGCAUCGACGCCCUCAAGCUGGACGCGGCCUCGUUCCUCGGGGGAGGCGGCGGCGGCGGCGGCGACCCCGAGCUGGCCUUCGAGUGCCAGUCCCUCCCUGCGGCCGCCGCCGCCGCCGCCGCCGCCUCCUCGGCCGCCGCCCCCGGGGCGCUGGAGCGGCCCAGCUUCCUCUCGCCCCCCUACAAGGAGAGCGUGCACCACCCGCUACAGCGCCAGCUGAGCGCCGACGCCGCCGUGGCGCGCAAGACCUGCAGCGUCUCGUCCGGCGGCUCCAUCAAGAGCGCCAAGGUCUUCAGCCUGGACGUGCCCGACCACCCGGCCGCCGCGGGGCUGGCCAAGGGCGACUCCAAGUACAUCGAGAAGGGCAGCCCCCUCAACAGCCCGCUGGACCGGCUCCCGCUGGUGCCCGCGGGCGGCGGCGGGGGCGGCGGGGGCGGCGGCGGGGGCGGCGGGGUCCAUCACCUGGAGGUGAAGCCCGCCUACCACUGCAGCGAGCACCGGCACAGCUUCCCGGCCCUGUACUACGAGGAGGGCGCCGACAGCCUGAGCCAGCGCGUGUCCUUCCUCAAGCCGCUGACCCGCUCCAAGCGGGACUCCGCCUACUCCCAGCUCUCCCCCAGACACUACUACUCAGGUUACUCCUCCAGCCCUGAGUACUCCUCCGAGAGCACGCACAAGAUCUGGGAGCGCUUCCGGCCCUACAAGAAGCACCACCGGGAGGAGGUGUACGUGGCCGCCGGCCACGCCCUGCGCAAGAAGGUCCAGUUCGCCAAGGACGAGGACCUGCACGACAUCCUCGAUUACUGGAAAGGGGUCUCGGCCCAGCAGAAGCUGUGACCCUCUCCUUCCCGAUUGGCAAAACUGAGAGGAGCAAGCCGGCGGAGCCAGUGGUGUGAGAAAGCAGAUUCCCGUUACAUUUGCAUGACGAUUUUACUGUAUUUUUCUGAGCAAACAUCUGUCGUGUAUGUGCCAGUUCGUCCGGACUCCCGGGCCCCCCUCCCUGCCGCCCCCCUCUUGCCCCCACUCCCUCUGUUGUGAUCUGACAAGCAGCUCUUGAAGCCUGGGGUGGGGCCACUUCUGCAAAAGACCCAAAGCAGGUGCCACCAAAACGCAGCCCCUGUCCCACACCCGUCUCCUGUCUUUCUGCGCGUGGGGCCCCACAAGUGCCGCCUCGCCCCUUGGGUCCCCAGUUUCAUGCCCCCGCCCCUGCCCCGCCUCUCUGCCGGGGAAGGGUAGCCCCAGGGAAGGGAGCGUGGGAGGACCUCUGUGUCCCACUUGCUGACAUUUUUGCGGGGGUGAAAGAGUCGGGGGCCCCCGGAGAGGGAGGGGCUGGGUGAUUUGGCCACCAGGUUGGGGGAGGGGGUCAGUCACACGGCUGAAUGCAGGGGCCUAAGAGCUCGGGGGGGCUUCAUGGGUGGCUUCAGAGGAAGCUUGGGGCCCUGAGGGAGGGACCCAGGGGAGCAGCUGGGGCCCAGGGUUGGCCUGGCCUCCCUGGAGAGGGAGCGUCCCACGGUGUGGGGCGAGGCGGGGCGGUGGUUCCCAGCAGGACCCCCACCCUCGCCAUUCCCCCAUCGUUCCUGGUUGAAGAGACCUGUAAAAACCUCAGACCAUCUCACUUCAGGGACCUUAAGGAUAGGUCCGCAUCUUAACAGCAAGGGUCUUGCCCCUCCCUCCAGGAGGUAAACCAGCCUUCACGGUCUAGAUGAUACCAAUCUUGGAGGCAGAAUAGGACUGGAGUCGGGCCUCUGGCCUCCCAGCCAGGCUUGGGGCUUCAGCUGCUUUCCCUUGAUCUGGGAAGGGGGCCAGUGCACUGUAGCCCCCCCUGGAGGCUCUCCUGCAUCUGUGUCCUGUGUCCGGUUCAGGAUAAUUCUUCCCCAGCGGGGAGCAAAAUAGCCACGGAAGACAAAUGAUCAUUUAUGUCAAAGAGUCCGGCCUGCUGACGCCCUGUGUUUGUAAUGGCCAUGAGCACAGUGCACCUGGGCCACAGCCCGGGGCCACCGGCUAGCAGGGCGGGCAGCCAGGAGAGAAGGGAACGGGGCGGGCUACUGGGGAGACUGGCGGAGAUGUGGGUGCUUAGCCCUGGACCUCCUGGGGGAGGCCCCCUUGCCUUGGGUCGUGCCUGGGCUUGCUGUCCCUGUCAGAGAAUCUCCAGAGGAAAUUCCUGGGUGCCUGUCCCCGGGGAGUGGUGUCAGUGGGUCUGUUUUCACCUGGAGGGCUGGCACCUUCUAGAGGCGAAAAGUGGAGGUCUGGAGGGGCAAAGAAACCCUUAGUCUGGCGUGACCCCUCCUCAGGGGGCCCGGGGCCUGCCCCUGCCUGCUGGAGGCCCCUCACCUCCGCACCCCUCCUAGGGGCCAGUGCCGGAGGACUGUGGAGGCUGCCCGUGUGCAGGCCUGGGGGAGGUGAUGGGGCUAUCUGCAGGGUGGUGGGAGUGGAAAGACCCACUUCCGAAGAAGAGGAGGCCUGCGUUAGCCCCAGAGAGGCGGGGGAGAGCCUGGGCCUGGCCGCAGGUCUCUAAGGUUCCCAACUGGGAGUAAGUCACCCGUCCCCACUCCUGGAAAUUUUCACAGAGUGGAAACAGAAGCUCAGGAAAGGGAAAGGAGGAAAUCUUCUAGGGUCUCGAAACCAGUUAGGGACAGGCUGAGUCCACGAAGGGGCCCAGGCAUGGGGGACGAGUCACAGGUCCCGGCUUGUAAGGGGCUUACACGCAGAGAAGGGACAGCCACAAAACGUUCCCCGGGGAAGGGAUACUGUGAAGAGAAUGAAAACAGGGUGAUGGAAUGGAGAGGGGGGUUCGGGGCACCCCCGAGAGGCAAGCUCAGAGGACUAGUCCACCGGCUGUGAAGAUGAGGCCAGAGGGAGAGGGGGAGGAGGGGCUGGAUGUCCCCAAGCACCUCCUCGGGCGCCUCCACUAUGGGUCCCACCCCCUCCGAGGGAGCCUACCCUUCAGCAUCCCGCCCCGUUCCUGGCCAAGCGGGGGGGGGGGGGGGGGGAGGGGGCUGGGGGGGUCUUUCUGGGUGGACGCAGGGGAGGGGUGUGACCCCCGAGGGGCAGGGCUGACUGACGCUGGCCCAGUGUGAAGGGUGGGGCUUGUCUGACCCCCAGUGCUCCUCCCCUCCCGCCCCCAGAUUUCCUCUCCCCAGCGCCCCCCCCCCCCCAGGAGCUGCCGUGCUCCUUGUCUAUUCUGACCCUGUGUCCUUCCCCCUUGAAGACAGAACUAGUAUUUACACUUUUUGCCUCUCAUGCCUGCCCCAAAGGCCUCACUAAAGGUCCCUCACUGCUGCUGAGCAGUAGGGAGGGAAAGAGGGGGUCAAAGAGGGUGGGUGGGAAGCCUUGGGCCUCCCUUUCCUUUCCUUGCCCCUCGCCAAACAAGCACAGGGCUGGAUGGGGGCAGGGGGAUCCCUCCUCGCCGCCUGCCUCCCUCCUUCCCUCCCUCUCUCCGCAAGGAGCCGCCAGCCCCGUGGGCCCUGCGGCUUGGCACCUGGUUUGGGUACGGCAGGGGCUACCCUGGGCUACGAACCUGUGAACCCUAGCUGUGUGUGGACCUUUCCUUCCUCGGGGGGGGGGGGGCCCGAAACCUCUCCUUUUCUUCUUUUAGGGGGGUACCUUCAUUUACUUUCUCUUCCCUCUACCUGCCUCUCCCCCCUCCCCGAUCUCCUGUUUUAAACUGAAUGGCACGAAAUUGUUUUCCUCAACUCGGAGAUUCCUGUAUGGAGAGAAUCAAUUUCUAUAUUUGCA
Lynx canadensis (Canada lynx) is the source of this 5385-nucleotide messenger RNA. It is a transcript of the gene ELFN2, whose product is annotated as extracellular leucine rich repeat and fibronectin type III domain containing 2. The coding region runs from base 1 to 2487 and encodes 828 amino acids. The transcript has 2 exons. Gene Ontology annotation, molecular function: protein binding. The record is from RefSeq and is a predicted model, not a curated record. Lineage: Eukaryota; Metazoa; Chordata; Mammalia; Carnivora; Felidae. Gene Ontology annotation, cellular component: plasma membrane.